ACGCCAUUACGGCCACAAGGAAAACAAUGAAGGUAGAUGUCGAAGUUAUCUCUCACGACACUAUCAAGCCAUCUUCAGUGACCCCACUCCACCUCCGCCAUUACACUCUCUCCUUCAUAGAUCAAAUAACACCUCAAAUUUUCAUGCCUUAUGUUCUGUUUUAUCCGAGAGAUGCCGAUAGUGAUCUCAACAGUUUUGCAGAUCGCCAAGAUCGGAUUAAGAAAUCUUUGUCCGAGGCUUUGGCAGUGUUUUACCCGCUAGCAGGGCGAGUUAAGGGCAAUUCUUACAUUGAAUGCAACGAUGAGGGUGUCCACUACGUGGAAGCCAAGGUAAGCUGUACUCUUUCAAAGUUUCUUGAGGAUCCAAACCCAUCUGAGCAAAUCAAAUUCUUGCCUCACGACUUGGACGAUGAUAAUGAACUACCCUUAGCCGUUCAAGUCAGUGUUUUCAACUGUGGUGGGAUUGUUAUGGGACUGACUUUCGCCCACAAGGUUAUGGAUGCUUCUUCAUUCUUCUUGUUCCUAAAUAGUUGGGCUGCUAUUGCUCGUGGCGAUAGCAACAUAGCUACUCCAGUGUUCGAAUCUGCAAUGAUCUUCCCGCCGGAAUCGGGUCCCACCUAUAAUCCAGGUAGGGGGACGGGAAAGGACAAUAUCUCCAUAAAGAGAUUUGUCUUCGACUCGUCCACUAUAGCGAGUCUUAAGGCCAAAUACAGUAGUGACAGCUCGAGCGUCAAGUACCCAAGCCCCACUCGCGUGGAGGCUUUAUCAGCUUUCAUAUUCAGUCGCCUCUUGGCUGCCACCCACCCGGAAGCGAACCCCAAUAAGUCCUACAUCGUGUUUCAAGCUGCAAAUCUACGCACGAGGAUGAACCCACCACUUUCGGAAAAUUAUUUUGGGAACAUGAGCGUGGGCACGGGUACUGAAGUAUCUCGAGACAAUGCUAAUGGCUUUCACGGAAUGGUUCUUCCAGUGAGAGAUGCCAUAAGGAAAGCUGACAUAAAUUAUGUUAACAGUCAUCGAGAGGGUGGUGCGAACUUCACCUUUCAAUUGGACAUGGAACGAUUAAGGAAAGGAGAGGUGGUUAACUUAUGUUUCACCAGCUUGUGUAGGUUUCCUACAUAUGAAGCUGAUUUUGGAUGGGGGAAGCCUGUCUGGACAGGAUCAGCUAGAUUGCUGUUCAAGAAUCUAGUUACUUUCUUUGACACAAAAGAAGGGAAUGGAAUAGAAGUAUGGAUUAACUUGGAGGAGGAGGACAUGGCUAAAUUUGAAGUUGACAAGGAGCUUCUGGCUUAUGUUUCUUCGGCCAAGAUUUCCGUUGAUUAGGCUAUGACGACCUCCUAAUAGUACGUACUUGGAUGCUUUGAUGGGCAUGAUUGAAUGCCUUUAAAAUUUAUUAGAUAUGAUCUAUAUAUAUGGCUUGGGCAUAUAUAUAAUAUUAUAAGAUCAGUAUGAUUUAUGUAUUUUCUUUUCUUUUCAAAGUGUGUGUGUGAAAUAAGU
Carya illinoinensis is the source of this 1496-nucleotide messenger RNA. RefSeq names its product vinorine synthase-like. The record is from RefSeq and is a predicted model, not a curated record. Bases 27 to 1322 code for a protein of 431 amino acids. The transcript has a single exon. NCBI's taxonomy places the organism in Eukaryota, Viridiplantae, Streptophyta, Magnoliopsida, Fagales, Juglandaceae.